Stylonychia lemnae is the source of this 3132-nucleotide messenger RNA. The record is from the annotation of a GenBank genome assembly. Lineage: Eukaryota; Ciliophora; Spirotrichea; Sporadotrichida; Oxytrichidae.
AUGAUGAAGAUAGGAACACUCUGGAUGAAUGGAGUUUCGGAACCAAGAUACUUCUCACCUAACAAGAUAAACAACUAAAAAUACUCAAUAUUGACGUUUAUCCCCGUGGUUCUCUAUCAUGAAUUCAAAUUUUUCUUCAAUUUGUUCUUUCUUAUGAUUGCCUUGUCGCAGCUAGUCCCAUUUUUGAGAGUCGGAUUCUUGUUCACUUAUCUGGCACCACUAAUGUUUGUGCUUUUUAUUACUAUGUGUAAGGAAGCAUUCGAUGACUACUAAAGACAUAGAAGAGACAAGGAAAUGAAUCUUAAGAAGCAUGAAAUACUCACCAAGAAUGGUUUCAAAUAGAUUAAUUCUAUGGACUUGAAAGUAGGGUAAAUAGUAAAAGUGCAUUAGAAUGAAAGAGUCCCUGCUGAUUUGAUACUUUUAUAUACAACUGAAAGGACUGGAUCCAUUUUCAUAAGAACUGAUUAAUUGGAUGGUGAAACUGAUUGGAAGUUGAGAAAAGCUGUACCCAUAACUUAAAAGAUAUCUCCACCAGAAACUAUAGUCUUCUUUAAUGGCUUCAUUAAAGCUUUGCCUCCUGAUGAUCAAAUUUACGACUUCAAAGGUUAUUUAAAAGAUGAGGUUAGUGAGUAGAUCGAACCUUUAUCCCUUGAAAAUACUCUAUGGCAAAAUACAGUACUUGCCUCCUCAGGCUUUAUUCUUGGAAUGGUAGUAUAUGCUGGUAAAGAGACUCGUGCUUAGAUGAACUCCAAGAUGCCUAGAUCUAAAAUAGGUUUACUAGACUCAGAAAUAAACUUCUUAUCAAAGGUACUCUUUGUACUGAUGCUUUUGAUUGCAGCAAUUAUUAUUGUCUUGGAUGGAUUCGUUGGAUCUUGGUACUUCAAGUACUUCAGAUUUGUGCUAUUACUAGCUUCAAUUAUCCCCAUCAGUUUAAGAGUUAAUCUAGAUCUAGCCAAAAUCUAUUAUUCUUAUGGCAUAUCUCAUGAUUCUACUAUAGAUGGCACCAUUGCUAGAAACUCUACCAUACCUGAGGAACUUGGAAGAAUCUAAUUCUUGUUAUCUGAUAAAACUGGAACAUUAACUUAGAAUGACAUGAUCUUCAAAAAGAUUGCAAUGGAGCACGCUUCUUUCACUGAGGAGACUCUGAAAGACAUGCAGGAAUUAUUAAGACAAAGUUGCAGAGAUUCAAGUGGGCCUUGCGGAGAUUUGGAAUAAAGCUUUUAAAAUGAUCAUGAGCAGAUGUAUCCAUCAAUCAAUAACUCUAUCAGAAUAAAAAAUCUAAAGAAGAAGGUCCAGCCAGAUUCUAAUAGGAAAAAGAGAAGAGAGCAGCACUAUAUAGUUAGAGAUCUUAUUUUGGCUCUCUCACUCUGCCAUAAUGUAACACCCACUUACCCAGAUGAAUAGAAUCCAACUAAAAAAGAAUUUUAAGCAUCAUCACCUGAUGAAGUAGCUCUUGUUAAGUUCGCUGAUUCAUUAGAAAUGAAUCUUGUAUCUAGAGAGGAAUAGUAUAUUAAGAUUAUGAAUCCUAAUUAGGACUAUGAGGAAUAUGAUAUCUUGGCUAAUUUCCCUUUCAGUUCAGAAAGCAAGAGAAUGGGUAUUAUAGUUAGACAUCGCAAGUCUAGUAAGAUUAUGUUCUACUUAAAGGGAGCUGAAACUGUGAUGGAAAAAAAGGUCAGACCUAAUCAAAGAGCAUCAUUAGUGGAAUCUUGUGAAAACUUGGCAAUGGAAGGUUUAAGAACAUUAGUUAUCAGCUAGAAAUUGAUGUCUGACAAACAAUAUGAGGAUUUUGACAAGAAGUAUAAGAGGGCAAGAGCUUCAUUGAGCGAUAGAGAAUAAUUGACCACUUAAGCUAUUGAAAGUAUUGAGGAAGAAAUGGAUUAUCUUGGAGUAACUGGAGUUGAAGAUAAACUCUAAGACGAUGUAAUGAGGACUAUUGAAACUUUGAGAUCUGCUGGUAUUCAGGUUUGGAUGCUAACUGGAGAUAAAAUUGAAACUGCCAAAUGUAUAGCUAUCUCUGCCGGAUUACAAGGAAAAAGAUAAAGAGUAUAUGAGAUGAAAGAUAUGACUUAAGCCUCUAAUGUGAUGCUAGCUCUGAAUGAACUUGAAAGAAAGAUAAAUGAUUCUAUGCUAAUCAUUGAUGGCACAACUCUGAGUGUAGUUCUCUCAAGACCUAAUGUGGAGGAAAAAUUCUUUGAAGUCGCCAAAAAUGCUCCAUCUGUUUGUAUUUGUAGAUGCAGUCCAACUUAAAAGGCUAUUGUAGCUAAGAAAAUCUAAUUUUACACUAAGAGAAGAAUAGCAUGUGUUGGAGAUGGAGGUAAUGAUGUUGGUAUGAUUUAAGUAGCAGAUGUCGGCAUUGGUAUUGUCGGAAAGGAGGGUAUGCAGGCUUCAUUAGCAGCUGACUUUUCAAUCCUUCAAUUUAAGAACCUUACCCAUCUUAUCUUAUGGCAUGGUAGACUAUCUUACAAGAGAUCAGCUGUUUUAGCACAAUUCGUUAUUCACAGAGGACUCAUUAUUUCUAUUAUCCAGGCUGUGUUCUCCAUUAUCUUCUACUUUGUAUCAAUUCCAAUUUACAACGGCUACUUGAUGAUGGGAUAUACAACUAUUUAUACCUCACUACCAGUCUUUGCCUUAGUCCUUGAUGAAGAUGUAGACCUAAAAGCAGUCAUGAGUUUCCCACCUCUGUACAAAUCUCUCUAGAAAGGUAGAUCACUUAACUUCAAGACCUUCUUGAUUUGGGUGUGGAAAUCUAUUUACUAGGUAACUUUAUUUCAUUUAUAAUGUUAUUUAUAGGGUUGUGUUAUUAUGCUCCUAUCAAUCAUACUCUUCCAUGACUCAUUCGUCAACAUUGUCUCUAUCACAUUCUCUUCACUUAUUUUCAUUGAGAUCUUGAAUGUAUUCACUGAAGUUAACAGAGUAAAGAAGAAGAUGAUCAUGUCUGUCUUAAUUACUAUUUUCUGCUAUGUCUCCAGUAUUGUAUUCUUCAGAAACUACUUUGAUGUAUCGGCACUUACAACAGACUUCUUGCUAAAAGUUAUCGUGAUUACAGCUAUAUGCUGGCUCCCACUUCACUUACUUAAGAAAAUUAUCGAGAAGAUUUCUCCCAGUGAGGAAUCUAAAGUUAAAAACAGUUGA